Molecule: messenger RNA, 1365 nt
Organism: Penicillium nucicola
Lineage: Eukaryota; Fungi; Ascomycota; Eurotiomycetes; Eurotiales; Aspergillaceae
Exons: 3
Coding region: 1-1365 (454 amino acids)
Biological process (GO): small GTPase-mediated signal transduction
Molecular function (GO): guanyl-nucleotide exchange factor activity
Source: RefSeq, a predicted model, not a curated record
AUGUUCGUGAUGGCGUCGGAAUCGGGUCCUUCGUACCAGCCCAUCUUCCAGUUGAGCGUGGAGAUUCCGGCCUUCUUCAUAUCCUAUCGCUGGUGGGAAGAUGAAGCGACGCCGGUAUUUUGGGCAUUUGAUAUUCUGGAGAUUAGUCGGCUCAUUCGAUUUGGACUCUUUAGCGACGAGAAUUUCCCGCGAACCUCACUUCGCGCUCGUCGGCUUGAUACGAUUGAUAAUUUUUUAUUUGCCAUGUCUCAACCCCAUGAGCAUCAACUGUUGGGCAGUCUCUCACACAUGCAGAGAGUGGAAGAAAUACUGCGCCGGUCCAGUAUCGCUCCUUUUGACCCGAUUCCCUGGAGUUGGCUUCCGCUAGAAUCAACCCCGUCUCACGAUGCCCGGACAAUCGCCAUGGCUAUUGAGACCGAGAGUCAUUUUCAAUUCAGACAGAUUGACUUUGAAGAGCUGGUACGCGCUUCUCUUGGGUACCGGGCCAUUAAAGUCGAGUGGUUUCUACAACAGCACACGGCUCUAUACAUCAUUCUCUUGGAACAUUUGAAGGCUUACCCCGAGACUAUACCUCUAUACACCGAGGUCGAGAAGCAUCUUCGGUCGCGCAGUCCUUUCGCGCAUCGAGCACUGGUACAGUCCUUGCUGGCUGUGCGACCUGAGAACAGUAACCUGGCCCGACCAAAUGCUGGAUUUGACUUCGUCGCUGGCCCGAUUCAGCGUCUGUUCAAGGAUGAAACCGGUAGACUCGCCGCUAUGCUGAAAAUGCUGAGCGUGCUAGCAGUCCGGUUCCGACGACAAUACAUGCAUGCUUCAAGUAUGGAUUGGAAAAAGCCAUUUAACACCUCGAUUCCCUUUCUAGAGGACUGUCUCAUAUCGACAUCUGGGUCCGAUCUAGCCCGCAGUUUAAAAGCCCUGGAUGAACAUCAUUUCGCCGAAAUGACCAGGCAGAACCUCGUAGCAGAGGACGCCGUGGUAGGAAAGUUGAUUCGGCAUUGGCAAACACUCAGCAUCUCUGUCUGGGAAUGCUGCUCGGCGCUUCCAGAUCUCAUCCCUCAUAUCCAAGAAUGCACACAGAAUCUCCUCGCAACCCGCGAUUACCAUUCCCUUACGGCAAUCCUCAAUGGUCUCUAUAACUACACUGUCUCGACCAUGCAAGCUGACGGACCAACUAUCACCUUGGAAGCCCUGACGCCCCCUGAAAUCGGCCUCCUCCUGAACCCAGUCCAAAAUUACGCCUCGUACCGGAAACACUACUGCAGAAACCCCGGGAUCCCUUUCCUGGUCCCUCAUCUUCGCGAAUACAAGCAAACCGACGAGUCCGUUCUCCAGCCCAUCUUCCAAUACCUGCAACGAACCCGAUGA